AUGUACACCGAGCUUUGUGUUGCACUUGGAGUUGUUAUUGCUACCCUUCUUUACUUUUUAAGAACAAAACCAAUGGACCAAACACUGUUUGGGUAUUGGACGGGAAAGGCUGAAAAGGGAGAAUCAAGAAUUAGAAGAACUGCAAGUGGAAAAGACGAACUGAUUGACAGACCAGACCAAGGCUUUCUUUCACUUUAUGAACUGCUCCAAAGCUUCCCUACAAAGGGCAAAAAGGAAUUUGUGGGAUACAGAACUUGUCUUGAAAAAGUCCCCGCUAAGACUGUCGCAACGACAGAGAAUGGAAAGACGAUAAAUAAGACGAUAUUCAAUUAUAAGAUGAGUGACUAUAAGUACCUCUCCGAUAAGGAAUACUACAACUAUAUUAAACAAGUCUCAUUUGGGCUAAAGGAACUUGGGUUUAAAAAGGGAGACAAGAUUGGAAUAUACUGCGAAACACGAUAUGAAUGGCUUGCUUUUGUCUUUGCUUGCUCAUGCAGAGGAAUCACUGUUGUGACUGUGUAUGCGACACUUGGUGGAGAUUCCGUGAAUACAGCACUGGAAGAGACUGGAGUGUGUGCUCUUUUAAUAUCUGAAGAGACUUUUGAUAAGGUGAAACACCUCAAAAUAUUUGAGAAAGGAAUCAAGCUGAUAUCAUGUGAUGAUAUUUCAGAACACGACUUGAACCAGAAAACAAAAGAAAAGACUGAAAAGGAAUUUUUGAUGGACUACUGGAACAAACACUCAUUUACUACUUUGAGUAAAAUUAUUGAGUUGACAAAAGAAAGUUGGACUAUCAACGCAGAAGGUGUUGUUGAAAGUACUAUAACGGACGACCCACCCAAGCCCGAAGAUGUUGCUAUGAUCAUUUACACGUCAGGAACUGCUAAAGAACCAAAAGGUGUUGUGGCUCUUCAUAAAAAUUUGUUGCCAAUCACAUGGAGUUAUUACCAUAAAAUGGGAUACAACUCGACAACACGUUACAUCUGUUAUUUGCCUUUGGCUCAUAUCUUUGAAUUAGCUGUUGAGUUGUGUAAUUUGGUAUACAGUGGAACAAUUGGAUAUUCAUCGCAAAGAACAUUGACACAAGCAUACAUGCAUAACUCCAAAUGUGAUUUACACGCAUUUAACCCAACUUUCAUGAACGGUGUGCCUUUGGUGUUCAAUAGAAUCAAAAAAAUUCUUGUUGAUAAGGUAGAUCACUCACCAACUGUCCAACGCCUACUCUUCAAUUUGUGUUUUUAUAUCAAAAGGGAGUUAUACGUCAAAAUGCAAAUGCGCCCAAGACUUCUGUUUUAUCCCCUCAUCAAACUGACUGAUAUUUUAGUCUUCAAUGGUAUCAAGAAAACACUCUUUGGUACAUCACUGACUGGUAUCAUUAUGGGAGGAUCCCCACUCUCACAAGACUUGCAAGAGUUCCUUCAAGUAGUCCUUGGUGGAGUGGAUAUCAUGCAAGGGUAUGGAUUGACUGAAGCUUGCGGCCCCGUUGCUAAUAUGCCACAUGGGGAUUAUGCGUAUGCAACUAUUGGAGCGCUUUACCCGAACUUUGAGGCGAAAUUAGUAGGAGUAGAAGAGAUGGGAUAUUCAGUUGAUGGCAAAAUCCCACAAGGUGAACUUCUGAUUCGAGGUCCAUCACUGUUCAAAGAAUACUUCAACAGACCAGAAGAAACACAAAUGGCAAUCACUACAGAUGGGUGGUUUAAAACAGGCGACAUCGCAGAAAUCAGAGAAGAUGGACGAAUCAGAAUCAUCGAUCGAAAGAAGAACUUGGUCAAACAACCCUGUGGCGAAUACGUCUCUCUCGAAAAACUCGAAAUGGUUUACAGCGCAGCCAAAGAGGUGGAAAGCUUUUUCGCGAUAGCAAGUGGGUUAUACGACUUCACUGUAGGUCUUGUUAAAGUGCAGAAAACUGUGUUGUUGGAUUUUUGCAAAGAGAAUAACAUGAGUGAGAAGGAAGCUAUUGAUAGUCCAGUUUUUGAGAAAUACGUGCUUGGGAGGCUCAGAGUUGUCGACAAAGAACUUAACAGUAGAGAGAAGGUAAAAUACAUUAAAGUUAUAGAAGAAGAGUGGUCACCAGAGACUGGAGAAUUAACAGCUGCACUUAAGUUUAAGCGAAAUUUCAUAGCAAGCAAAUACAAGAGUACCAUAGAUAAGUUAUUUGCGGAGUGCUGUUGUUUUUUUAAUAAUUACAAUAUCUAUAUAUUUAUAAAACAAAUAAUUUAA
Messenger RNA from Entamoeba invadens IP1, 2220 nucleotides. Its product is annotated as long-chain-fatty-acid--CoA ligase, putative. Gene Ontology annotation, molecular function: long-chain fatty acid-CoA ligase activity. The transcript has a single exon. The record is from RefSeq and is a predicted model, not a curated record. Bases 1 to 2220 code for a protein of 739 amino acids. Gene Ontology annotation, biological process: long-chain fatty-acyl-CoA metabolic process; long-chain fatty acid metabolic process. Lineage: Eukaryota; Evosea; Mastigamoebida; Endamoebidae. Gene Ontology annotation, cellular component: lipid droplet; endoplasmic reticulum; plasma membrane.